AUAGAUAGGUUAUUGAACUAUUCUGUAGGGAUUAAGAUUUUAUUACAGAUAGAUUUUUAAAAAAUGUAAGUUGAUUUGCGGUAUGUGUUUGUGAAAGUCUCCGGAGGGAAUCAGCGUGAAGUGCCCUCUUUAUGUGCAAAGUAUGGCAUGGAAGAGACAGCGGAUGCAUAUGUGAAAACGAUAUCGCAGCCUCUCCUGCUGAAGACGGUCAUGGCUCGAGGUGUUAGUUGUUGGUCGGAUACCUUGAAGAUCCGGAGGCGAGGCUUUCCUCCAUAUAAAACGCACGCAGUGUGCCGGCGCAUCAGUUAGUGACGGUUCCGGAAGACAGACAGACCACAACACAAUGAAACGAUUCCUGUUAUUGUCGGUGCUGGCGAUUGCUCAUGCGCAGUUCCCGAACGGACGCAUCCUAGAACCUCCAGUACCCUCACAGUGCGCGCAACGCGUCAUUCAUGAAAGAUACGCCGACAACAAGGGUUACUUUUUCUCAUGGAGGGACCCCGCCUUACGCGGAGUUGAAGAGGACUGGCUGAGUGCAAGAAACUACUGUCGUCAGCGUUGCAUGGACCUUGUCUCUUUGGAAACAAGUGACGAAAAUGAAUGGGUGAAAGCUCGUAUCGUUCAAGAUAAGGUUAAAUACAUAUGGACUUCGGGACGUCUUUGCGACUUCAAAGGCUGCAACCGGCCCGAUCUUCUGCCCAACGAGGUCAACGGAUGGUUCUGGACUGCAGAACUUCAAAAGCUUGCCCCUACUACGAACCGCCAACAAAACGACUGGUCUGAAGGCGGUGGAAUUGGCAAACCCCAGCCUGACAACCGGGAGCUGAUCCAGGGCGGCGCUGCGGAACACUGUGUGGCCAUUCUAAACAAUUUCUACAAUGACGGCGUCCACUGGCAUGACGUCGCCUGUCAUCAUCGCAAACCAUUCGUCUGCGAAGAGAAUGAUGCGCUCCUAAAAUAUGUCCGAUACACUAACCCUAAUUUGAGAGUUUAAUAUUCAAUUUUUAAAGAUGCAACUAAGGAUUUUAAUAAAUUCUCAUGAAUGUAACCGAAUUGACAAAAAUAGAUAAAAAAUUACUACGUCAGUCUAUCAAGAUACAUUACGAGCGAAAACACUUAAAUUUAAAAACCGGUAAUUUCUUAUAAAGUUUUAAAAAUAAAAUAUUAUCUUAGAUCUAAGUCUUACCUCAUUGAAUAUUUAUUUCAGUAUUUAAGCAUACGAGUAGUCAGUACAAAACCAACAAAUAUUUAUUUAAUAAAGA
Messenger RNA from Nymphalis io (European peacock), 1262 nucleotides. RefSeq lists its product as uncharacterized. The transcript has 6 exons. Lineage: Eukaryota; Metazoa; Arthropoda; Insecta; Lepidoptera; Nymphalidae. Bases 344 to 994 code for a protein of 216 amino acids. The record is from RefSeq and is a predicted model, not a curated record.